UGCAUGUGUUUGGAUUGUGGGAGGAAACCCAGAGAGAACGACACAAACUCCAAACAGAAAAGUUCACCAAGGUGGAUUUGAACCCAGGACCUUCUUCUAUGAGACAACAGUAACCACCACAACACCCUGCUGCCCCCUGAGUGUGGAGAGGACACAGAUGAACAGGACAGUCAGAUGAAGACUCUUCUGUCCUGCAGACUAGAUUUGUUCUCCAUCAUCUGCACAUGUCAUUAAUUUGAUGAAGCAGUUUCUCUCUGUCUCACUGUGGAUUUUUAUCCUCUGCUUGAAUUUUAUUAAAGGAUCAUUUGUAGUGAAUGUGACUCAGAGCUCCUAUCAGGCAGAGGAGAACCACAACAUCACACUGGAGUGGACGUUCACCACCAAAUCAGACUCGUUCAUCAAGUCACUGAAGAUCCUCUGCAGCCUGACAGCUGAUCAUAAACACUCAACUCUUUAUUUUCUCCAUGAUGGAGUCGAGCUCUCAGAGGUUCAGGAUGCAAAGUUUUCAGGGCGAGUCCAGAGUGACAAAGACGCCCUCAGAGAAGGACGAAUCAGACUGCAGCUGUCCAGACUCAGGACUGACGACUCGGGUCUGUACCUGUGUGAGGUGACCACAGGUGAUGGCAGCGGCUACAACAGCUGCAGAGUCACCGUCUCAGAACCAAAGCCUGGGAAGGCAGAAACAACUCAGCACCCCAGAGGUCUCCAACCACCAGACCUGAAUAAAGAAACAAAAACUGGAGGUAGAGGAGGAAUGACCAUUGCUGUACUUCUCUGUGUCUCACUCAUCCUGGUUGGAGUGGGUGGAUGUUUGCUUACUCAGCAAUAUAAAAAAAAAGUUCCUGAUGAAGAGCCUCUCAGCAAGUGAACCUUCUGAUUCAGUCUCAGCGCUGAAGCCAACAGCUGGACACAAACAGAAGGAGACGUAUUCUUGAAGCUGCAGAUAAAACUGAAGAUAAACUCUGAUCAUGAAAGGAGGAGCAGAUACUGAACACAACAUCACUAUAAAGUCUCACUGGAGGUUACACAACAUCAAACUUUUAAAACAAACGGUAUUACUGCGGAUCAGCCAGUAGAUGGCAGCGUACAAUUAAAUCUACUUGCAUAGGCUUACACUACAAACAUGUAUGUUAAUAAUAUACUGUAUAAACUGUAAUAUAUAUAUAAUAAUUAUAUCAUA
Archocentrus centrarchus (flier cichlid) is the source of this 1180-nucleotide messenger RNA. RefSeq lists its product as uncharacterized. The coding region runs from base 239 to 868 and encodes 209 amino acids. Gene Ontology annotation, biological process: immune response; cell surface receptor signaling pathway; positive regulation of T cell proliferation. Lineage: Eukaryota; Metazoa; Chordata; Actinopteri; Cichliformes; Cichlidae. Gene Ontology annotation, cellular component: external side of plasma membrane. The record is from RefSeq and is a predicted model, not a curated record. The transcript has 6 exons.